Messenger RNA from Cetraspora pellucida, 179 nucleotides. NCBI's taxonomy places the organism in Eukaryota, Fungi, Glomeromycota, Glomeromycetes, Diversisporales, Gigasporaceae. The record is from the annotation of a GenBank genome assembly.
AAAUAUAUCAACAAAAUCUUAUUGAGAUUGAAACAGAUAGUAAUAAUCUUCUUGGUCAGCCAGUAGACACUAAAGAUCAAGAAGAAGAUAAUGAUGACAAAUAUGAAAAGCUUGAUGAAGCUAAUAUAGAAUUUCAAAACCUUGGAUAUGAAUUUCUAAUAAAAAUAUACAGAAUUUGA